This is a messenger RNA of Mytilus californianus (California mussel), 795 nucleotides long. Its product is annotated as profilin-4-like. Gene Ontology annotation, molecular function: actin monomer binding. Lineage: Eukaryota; Metazoa; Mollusca; Bivalvia; Mytilida; Mytilidae. The transcript has 6 exons. The record is from RefSeq and is a predicted model, not a curated record. Gene Ontology annotation, cellular component: cell cortex. The coding region runs from base 120 to 572 and encodes 150 amino acids.
ACUGCUGCAAAACAUCUCCUUGACGACAAUGAAGACCUCAAUCAAGGGAGGUAAUUCUGUUAGGACACGAAAGAAAAUAUGCAAUUGGAUUAGACAUAUAUAUAGACAUAAAAAACAAAAUGGGAGAUAUUGAUUUGAAAAGGAACCCACAAUUUCAAGUCUCUGGACUUCCUGAUGCUGUGAAGAUGAAUCAGCUGCAGAAUUUGCUGCAUGAUGCACUGAUUUCUACCGAUCAUGUGCAACACUGCGCCAUCAUCAGACGGAAAGACUGCAACAUCAGAGCUAGUUCUGUAGGAUUUAAUCUUCAUCAAGAACAAGUACAAAUUUUACUAGAUGCUUUUAAAAAUCCCCCACAGACAAGAGAAGAAGGGAUUUACUUUGACGACAGACAGUACAAAUGUGUCCGAGCAGACAAAAACUCCAUAUAUGGUAAAUGUGAUAAAAGAGGACUUAUUUUAGUUAGAACACAGUCUAUGUUGCUAAUAUCAACUUACUCAGAGAAUAUGUUUCCUAGUGUUUGUGUAGAGGCUGUAGAAAAAUUAGCUGAUUAUUUUAAGGAGAAGGGGAAGUGAGAACCAUAAAUGAUAGUCUGUGUAUGGUGCAAUAUGGAAAUUGACCUAUCAGUAUCAGUACUUCCAUAAAGAUUUGUAAAGAAGAUACGAAGAUUGUUAAAACUGCUGAUAAUAUUGAGAGAAAAUAACUGUUCAUGAUCAUUCCGUCCAUUGAUAUAAAUUGUGAUAUUGUUAUUAAAUUUAUAUGUAUUUUUUUAUCAAAUGAUAUAUUGGUUCAAAUUUA